Messenger RNA from Cladocopium goreaui, 969 nucleotides. The record is from the annotation of a GenBank genome assembly. NCBI's taxonomy places the organism in Eukaryota, Dinophyceae, Suessiales, Symbiodiniaceae.
AUGAGGAUAUUUAUGAUCUCCUCGUUGGUUGCAAUCUCUGUGGUGUCUAUACGAUUCAACGAUGGCAGCGAUGGGCAACUGAAUCUGGACAAUGAUGUUGUCGAUGAUGACAUUCUCUCUGUCAACGACAAAGUUACGAUUCUAGCAGGCAAGUACGCUGGAUGCAGCGGUGUUGUCGAAAAGGUCUCUGGUCGAAAGAACAAAGUGAAAGUUCGGAGGAACUGUGGAGAUGGACGACGCGGUGAUGGCAAAUCAUGGUGGUACAAGCCCGGACAAGUGGAAGAAAUCAUCGAAGAUGAAGCUACAGGAGCAAAGGAAGAAGAUGCACCACAGGAGCAAGGCAUUUCACUUGUUGUGAAUGCCGAGUUUCACCGGAAGCAUUUACUCUGUGACCGAUACAAGGAUUUGCCCGCCAUCAAUCCCAGAGCCAAGCCACCGGUACUGGGAGGCCGCCCUGUGGUACGUCGAGGUCAAGAAGUCCUUUUCAAGGCUCACGGAGAUGUCGUUUCGUCCAUGACUUCAGCAGACGUUGAAGUUCUUGGUGCCAAAACUCCCAUCGGUUCCAUCAGCGCCAGGAUUCAAGGUGAGGAAAUCUAUCUGAAUUUGCCAGCUUUGGCUCCUGUCGGUGAGUACGAGUUGCGCCUCUACAAAGCAAAGAAGAUAGUGGCGACCUUCCCCUUCAUUGUUGUCUUUAACCCUUUUACUUGCUCGGACUGUCCAGAGCAUUCGGACGAGCACGAGGAGUAUGUCGCAGGUGAUGAAGGCUUGCUUUGGCAAGGUUUGUCGGAUGACCAUACAGCCAAUAUUUGGCACCAUGAGCCCUUUCGGGCAGCAAAUCUCCUGAUCAGUCUGGCGCUGCUUCAACAUUUGCCACUGGAGUUGCGAGGGGAUGUGGUGGCCGUGUCACGAUUCCUGACCAAUGCAGUUGGGGAGAAGGUGAGGUGCAGAAGCUGGUGCCAGGAUAGUUGA